GUUAGUAGCGAGUGACCCAUCACUCGAGUCACUUGUACUUAUGGUUGCCACGUUGCUAUUGUUCACGAAGUACGGUCAGCAUGUCAAAUCUUAAAAGCGAAAGGAAACGCAAAGUAAUUCAUGGCGAGGGACGUGCCAUUAUUGCCCGCGUGUACCACUUUCUUCGAGAAGAGUAUAAUUUUAUGAAAGCAAACAAUAUGGAUAAUUGUGAUUUGAGUCCUUUGGCUAAUAUACGGAAACGUACCGCUGAAGCUACAGGGAUCAGCGAACGAACUGUAACUGCAAUUUUAAAAGAAGAAAAAGAGCUGCCAUCUUCUUCUGCAAGUUUUACUUCACCUAUGAAAAAACGACGUAAGAGAAAUAAUAAAUUUGAUUUGGACAACAUGAAUCUUGAAGUCAUUCGUACUACUGUGCAAAAUUUCCAUAAUGUACAAAAUCAAAAACCAACAUUGGAUAAUUUGCGAUCAGUUUUGAAAGAAAAGAUUGGGUUUGAUGGAUGCUUAAACACAUUACGUUCGAUACUAAAUAAAUUAGGCUACAAAUGGAGAAAAAUUGGGAACGACAGAGAAGCAUUACAAGAGAGACAGUUUCAGUUUAUUAUAGAUGUCAGUGAAGAUGAUGACAGUGACAAUGACAGUAAAAGCGUAGAAAUGUUCGAUGAGGGUACUGUUAAAAAUUAACAUGAUUUAUUACUAUAAUAACUGAAGUAGCUUUUUAUUUGGUGUAGAGUUAAGGUAUUGUUUAGCAUUACAUUUCUUUUGUGUUCGUUUUAAUUUUCUACCUGUUAUUAAUUAUUAUUACAAAUGUAAAUUAGCAGUUACUUUAACGAUGUUGUUUAUUUUUUAUUUUGACCACUCCUCUAAUAAGUAAAUUAAGAAAUACUUAAAAUAUAAAAAUGAGUGAAAUCCAUAACUUGAG
Messenger RNA from Bombyx mori (domestic silkworm), 918 nucleotides. RefSeq lists its product as uncharacterized. The transcript has 2 exons. Bases 81 to 680 code for a protein of 199 amino acids. The record is from RefSeq and is a predicted model, not a curated record. NCBI's taxonomy places the organism in Eukaryota, Metazoa, Arthropoda, Insecta, Lepidoptera, Bombycidae.